Molecule: messenger RNA, 2627 nt
Organism: Abrus precatorius (Indian licorice)
Lineage: Eukaryota; Viridiplantae; Streptophyta; Magnoliopsida; Fabales; Fabaceae
Product: CTP synthase-like
Exons: 22
Coding region: 274-2091 (605 amino acids)
Biological process (GO): CTP biosynthetic process; pyrimidine nucleobase biosynthetic process
Molecular function (GO): CTP synthase activity; identical protein binding
Source: RefSeq, a predicted model, not a curated record
GCCGCCUGAAACAUAAACGAAGAAGAGUGGGAAAGAAAAGGGUAAAACUGAAACGCAUUUGGCUUUGCAUUUGCAGCAACUGAAACUGAUUACGCUCUUUUCUCACACACACUCUCUCUAAUCCCUCUUAAUGCUUUCCCAUUCCUUCCUUAAUUCAGUUUUUUAGGCCUUCAAAAUUGCGCUACCAAGGUCCCAUUUUUCUCUCCCUUUGUAGAAGCGAAGAAACCUUCCUGCACCUAAAAGAAGCACCCCCCUCAUUGCCACUCAAGGAAAAUGAAGUACGUGUUGGUGACAGGUGGUGUUGUUAGUGGACUUGGGAAAGGUGUCACUGCCAGCAGCAUUGGGGUGCUCCUUAAGGCCUGUGGCUUUCGGGUUACUUCUAUCAAGAUUGAUCCCUACCUGAACACUGAUGCAGGGACAAUGUCUCCUUUUGAGCAUGGGGAGGUGUUUGUUUUAGAUGAUGGCGGUGAGGUUGACCUGGAUCUUGGAAACUAUGAACGUUUCUUGGACAUCAAAUUAACUCGUGACAAUAAUAUCACAACUGGAAAAAUAUAUCAGUCUGUCAUUGAAAAGGAGAGAAGAGGAGACUAUCUUGGCAAGACUGUGCAGGUUGUUCCACACAUUACUGAUGCCAUCCAAGAAUGGAUAGAGCGUGUAUCACUGACACCGGUUGAUGGAAAAGAAGGCCCCGCUGAUGUUUGUGUCAUUGAGUUGGGUGGAACUAUAGGAGAUAUUGAGUCUAUGCCUUUUAUUGAAGCACUUGGUCAAUUUUCAUACCGUGUAGGCUGUGGCAACUUCUGUUUAGUUCAUGUCAGCCUGGUGCCUGUUCUCAAUGUUGUUGGUGAGCAGAAAACAAAACCAACUCAGCAUAGUGUCCGUCAACUUAGAGGGUUAGGGUUGACCCCAAAUCUUCUUGCUUGUCGCAGUUCAAAGGAACUUGAUGACAACGUCAAGGAAAAACUUUCUCAAUUUUGUCAUGUGCCGUCAUUAAACAUACUUACACUGUACGAUGUUCCAAAUAUUUGGCACAUUCCUUUGCUAUUAAGAGACCAGAAGGCUCAUGAGGCCAUCCUGAAAACAUUAAACCUGCACAGUGUUGCUACAGAGCCUAAUUUUAAAGAGUGGAUUGCAAGAACAAAAGUUUAUGACAAAUUUAAUGAAUCUGUUAGAAUUGCGAUGGUGGGAAAAUAUACUAACCUUUCAGAUGCAUAUCUUUCUGUGCUGAAGGCACUUUUGCAUGCUUCUGUUGCUUGCUACAGAAAGCUUGUUGUGGACUGGGUUCGUGCUGAGGAUCUUGAAGAUGAUACAUCUAAAGAGGAUCCUGAUGCCUAUAAAGCUGCUUGGGGUCUUUUGAAGGGUGCUAGUGGGAUUCUAGUUCCAGGAGGUUUUGGUGACAGAGGAGUGCAAGGGAAAAUUCUUGCCGCUAAGUAUGCUCGAGAAAACAGUGUUCCAUUUCUGGGCAUUUGCUUGGGGAUGCAAAUUGCUGUCAUUGAGUUUGCAAGAUCUGUUCUAGGUCUUCAUGAUGCUAAUAGCACAGAAUUUGAUCCCAAUACUAAAAAUCCUUGUGUCAUAUUUAUGCCAGAAGGUUCGAAGACUCACAUGGGUGGAACUAUGCGUCUUGGUUCAAGGAGAACUUACUUCCAAGAUUUCAACUGUAAAUCGGCAAAGUUGUAUGGUAGUGCAAGCUACAUUGAUGAGCGACAUCGGCAUAGAUAUGAGGUUAAUCCUGACAUGAUAUCACAACUUGAGAGUGCUGGUCUAUCUUUUGUUGGCAAAGAUGAAACUGAGAAACGCAUGGAGAUAGUUGAAUUGCCUGGCCAUCCUUUCUUCGUUGGUGCUCAAUUUCAUCCCGAGUUCAAGUCAAGACCAGGGAAACCUUCUCCAUUAUUCUUAGGAUUAAUAGCAGCAGCAUGUGAGAGGACACUUGUGCCUGCAAGUAAAGCGUAUGCCAAGUUAACAAAUGGGAUAAUUAAUGCACACCCUUCAAUGUUGAAGGCACAUAAUAAUGGAAAUGGGUUCAAAUCUUCCAAUAGUUCCUUAAACGGUGUAUAUACAAAUGCGAAUGGCCUAUGUGUUGAUGGGAGCUAUUAAUCAUCCAAGGUUUUUUUAGUUAAAAUGUGGUUUGAUUUUCUCCAAGGACAAUUUUGUCCUCGGUUAGCUUGUACAGUUCUUUGAGUGGAUUUAUCUUUUAGCUCAUAAGGGGAUUUCUUCUCCAGCAUGAAGCAAAUUUUGAGUCUUUAACAGCUUUUAUAUUUCCAACCAUAUAGGCUGAACCUUGUUGUGGAUGAUACUUGUUCACAAUGAAUCAAAAUGGUUGUAGCUUUUUAUGAUUAACUUUCAUAGGGUACCUUAAUUUCCAAUCUAAUUUUAUAUUGAGCUAUAGUGUUGGAUAAUCGAGGGAUGUCUUGUGUUUACAUAAGUUACCCUUUGAGCAUUCUACACUGUGGAUGUCAUGAGGGAAAGAAUCGAAGUAAAUAAGUAACAAUCUUAUUGGUUCUGGCUUUUUUUCAGUAAGUUGUAUAUGUUCCAAGCGUAAGAUGGAAGUUCUUAUUUAGAACAUUGUUUAAUUUGUUUGUCUACUUUGGCCACAUUUGGUUUAACGUUAAUGGUAAUUCUGCGUAGAUUGU